Mus musculus (house mouse) is the source of this 11405-nucleotide messenger RNA. RefSeq names its product solute carrier family 7 (cationic amino acid transporter, y+ system), member 6 (gene Slc7a6). Gene Ontology annotation, biological process: neutral amino acid transport; L-leucine transport; L-lysine transmembrane transport. The coding region runs from base 7734 to 9332 and encodes 532 amino acids. Lineage: Eukaryota; Metazoa; Chordata; Mammalia; Rodentia; Muridae. Gene Ontology annotation, molecular function: transmembrane transporter activity; arginine binding; basic amino acid transmembrane transporter activity. The record is from RefSeq and is a predicted model, not a curated record. Gene Ontology annotation, cellular component: transmembrane transporter complex; membrane; plasma membrane. The transcript is spliced from 10 exons.
GCUGACCUUGAACUCAGAGAUCUUCCUGCCUCUGCCUCCUUACAAGAGGAAAUAGUAUCCUAAUGCUUUCUAUAAGUUAAUAUUUUUUUGAUAAGUAGCUAAGAAUUUAUUCUUUGUUGUAGAGAUUGAAUGGCCAAAACAGAGAAGUAAUUCCUUGAAGUAAGGAAUAAUUUUCUCUUUGGUACCCGACCCAUUUGUGAUCAAACAACUUUAAAAAAAUGUGAAUUUUUAUUUAGUUUGGACAGGUGACUAUUACCACUCUGUUCUUUAUUUGCUUUUUUUUUUUUGUUUUGUUUUAAUGAUUUAUAAAAAGGAAUCUGUAGGGUUUGUUUGUUUGGUUGGUUUUUCUGAGACCCGGGUUUCUCUCUAUAACCCUGGCUGUCCUGGAACUCACUCUGUAGACCAGGCUGGCCUUGAACUCAGAAAUCCUCCUGCCUCUGCCUCCUGAGUGCUGGGAUUAAAGGCGUGUGCCACCACUGCCUGGCUGGAAUCUGUAGAAUUUGCAUACUUUGUAACAAUGAUGCUAGUAAAAGGGCUUAAAAAUCAUAGUGUUAUGAAACAUAACACAUGUUAUUAGUAAAUAAAUUAUGCAUUUAUAUUUUUAAUUUUUUUUCAAGAUAGAGUUUCAUGUAGCCCAGGCUGGCCUCAGACUCUGUAACUGAGGACGACUUUUAGCAUCCCAAGUGCUGGGAUUAUAGGCCUGAGCCACAAUUUUGUUUUCUAUUUUAUGUUUUCUUUUUUUUUUUUUUUUUUUUAAAGAUUUAUUUAUUAUUAUAUGUAAGUACACUAUAGCUGUCUUCAGACACACCAGAAGAGGGAGUCAGAUCUUGUUACGGAUGGUUAUGAGCCACCAUGUGGUUGCUGGGAUUUGAACUCUGGACCUUCGGAAGAGCAAUCGGGUGCUCUUACCCACUGAGCCAUCUCACCAGCCCCCUAUUUUAUGUUUUCUAAAGAGUAAUUUCUGGUGACUUAUAAUUUAAGAUAUGAUGUCUAAUCAUUACUUAGGAGGCUGAGAGUUAGAGAGUUCAAGGCCCCCUGGGCUAUGUAAUGAAUCCCAGGUUAGCCUGAGCUGCAACUGAGAGAUCCUGUCUCAAGAAAAAGAAACAAAACAAGCGGAAAACCGGAGCCCUAGAAAAGACUGUUUAGCACAUACUGUUGAAAUAAGAAUAUCUUAUCCACUGUGACUGGAAGUAAAUUAUAUCUAAGUUAGCUGAUAGUCUCCAUAAAAAGAAAGACAAUUUUUUUAACUUAAAAAAAAAAAAAAAGCUACAGGGGAGGGCGGAUAGGAUAGGUAGGGGAUUUCCGAAGGGGAGAUCUAGAAAGGGGAAAACAAUUUAAAUGGAAAUAAAGAAAAUAUCCAGUUUAAAAAAAAAUACCAGAAAAGAAAAGAAAAAAGCUACAAUAAAUAUAUUGACACCUUUCUUUGUAAUUGCAUUUUUAUAUUGAGUUACUUUUUUCUUUAAAAAUUGAAUAUGGUAGUUUUCCUUAUUAAAUUUUUAUGAAGAAAUAGCAGGGAUCUGGGAUCUCAUUUACAACCUGCUGCAAGAGCUGCUGGAAAAUAGAAUGAAAUCCUGCAAGAAACUGGUGCUGCUGCUGCUGCUGCUGCUACUGUUCCUCCUCCUCCUCUUCUUCCUCCCCCUCCCCUCUUCUUUUCGGUGCAGGGGAUUGAACCCGCAUCUCAAGCCUCAUCCUGGCUAACUAUGCACUCUACCCUCCACCCGUUGAUUCUCACUCUCAGCCCUGAGAUGUGUCUUUACAAGUAGAGUGUAACAUUGUUAUUUCAAGAAAGGAUCUUUUGUGGGGGUACAGUGAAUGAUUCAUGGAAUUUUUUUUUUUUUUUUUUUUGGUGUUGCUUUAGAGAUACCAGCAUGUUAGAGACUGAGACUAGUAACUAUGUAUGAUUGUUUUAUACUGAUGUAUUUUAACUAUUGAAUACAAUUGAAGGCAGUCAACAAAGGAGAUUUGGUAGGAUUUCUGAUAACUCACUUCUAAUACCAGACUUGAUAGUGGCUUAAAAUGAGUCACUUAAGCCAGCAAUUGUCAUCCCAUUGUUUUAGAGUCUCAGAUCUCUGUGGGGAUGGGAUAGACAAUGCCUUUCACAUACUUGGGUAUCUGUUUUUGGGUCUGUGUAUACUGUAGGACUGAUUAAAUGCAAUUUAAAUCAUUACUGUAGUCAUAGGAACUUCCUCCUCAAUAUCUUCCUUCAUUAGCUUUUACCUGACAAACAAGUACAUGACAGAAUGUCUGUUUAUACUGGUCUAAAGACAGUUCUAGUACAGCUUGGCUUCUGAUUCAGAGGGAGACAUUGUCUCAAGAGGACCCCCCCACCCCCAACACACACACACACACACACACACACACACACACACACACAGGGAGAGAUGUGGGUUGGGUUUUUAAAUUGUGUUUAUGUUAGCCAGGCAGUGGUGGCGCACGCCUUUAAUUCCAGCACUUGGGAGACAGAGGCAGGCGGAUUCUGAGUUCGAGGCCAGCCUGGUCUACAGAGUGAGUUCCAAGACUGCCAGAGCUACACAGAAAAACCCUGAAAACCCUGUCUGGAAAAACAAAACAAAAAUAGUGUUUACUGUGUUCUGCCUCCAUGGUAUCUAUGUGAGGGUAUCAGAUACCCUGGAACUAGAAUUACAGACAGUUGUGAAUUGGGGUGCUGAGACUUGAACCCUGGUCCUUUAACGAUCAGCCAGUGCUCUUAGCUGCUGAGCCAUCUCUCCAAUCCCAUAAGAUCUACAUAUAUGUGGCCUAGAACACACAGAGAUCCACCUGCUUCUCCCUCCCAAGUGCUGGGAUUAAAGGCAUGCACCCGACCUGUGUGUAUAUUUUUUAAACAGCUUUUUAACAAAAGCAUCUUUUUGUUUUGUUUAAUUUAUAUUUGCUUUUAAAAUUCUUUUAUUUUUGUAUGUGUAUGUGAGUGUGGGCACUUUAGAACCGUGGAAUGUGGAGGUCAGAGGAGAACAUUUGGGAGUUGGUCCUCAUCUUCCAACUUGUUGAGACAAAUUUGUCAUGUUGAUUGUUGCUGUUCUCUAGGCUAUCUGGCUACCAGCUUGCUUCUGCUUUUUCUAUCUCGGUCUCCUAUCUGGCCCUGUUGCAGUGCUGAGAUUACAGAUGUACAUCUGGCUUUUCUCCUGGGUUCUGGGAAUUGAACUUAGAUCAUCAGACUAUGCAAAUGCCAUUUACCUGCUGAGCCACUUUUCUGACCUCUUUUGAGACAUGGUCUCUCCAUGUAGUUAAGAGUACACUUUAGUUUGUUAUCCUUCCACCUUCAUUUCUUCUUCCCGUUAUAGGUAUGUACCGCCAUGCUGGACUCCCAACUUCCUUUUGAUUUAUAUUUAUUUUCUUUCUGUUUUUGAAACACACUUUAGCCUAGGCUGGAUUCUCAUGUAACCUUGGCUGGCUUUGCAUCCGAUAUGUAGUUGAGGGUAAAUGACUUUGAUCCUUUUGGUUUUUUUUUUUUUUUGGUUUUUUGAGACAGGGUUUUCUGUAUAUAGCCCUGGCUGUCUUGGAACUCACUCUGUAGACCAGGCUGGCCUCAGAAAUCCAUCUGUCUCUGCCUCCCAAGUGCUGGAUUAAAGGCGUGCGCCACCAUGCCCAGCUUUUUCUUUCUUUUUUUUUUAAGUUUUAUUUAUUAGUGUAUGUAAGUAUACUAUAGCUGUCUUCAGACACACCAGAAGAGGGUGUCAGAUCUCUUUACGGGUGGUUGUGAGCCACCAUGUGGUUGCUGGGAUUUGAACUCAGGACCUCGGGAAUAGCAGUCAGUGCUCUUAACCUCUGAGCCAUCUCACCAGCCCCUGGUUUUUUUUUUUUUUAAAACAUUUUUUUAAAAAGAAUUAUUUACUUAUAUAAGUACAUCAUAGCUGUCUUCAAAUAUUCCAGAAGAGGGUGUCAGAUCUCAUUAAGGAUGGUUGUGAGCCACCAUGUGGUUGCUGGGAUUUGAACUCAGGACCUUCAGAAGAGUAGUCGGUGCUUUUAACCACUGAGCCAUCUCUUUAGCCUGUGUUUGAGUUUUUUUUUUUUUAAUUUUAAUUUUUCUCCUUUUCUCAGUAACUUAUUUAUGUCUUUAUAGUUAGAGUGAUUUCCUAUAGAUUGCAUAUUGGGAUUUGCUUUGUAGCCAGUCUAACAUUAUUAAUGGUAUCUUUUUUUUUUAAGAUUUUUAAAAUUUCUUUUAAAAUUUUAUUUAUCUAUCUAUCUAUCUAUCUAUCUAUCUAUCUAUCUAUCUAUUUAUUUAUUUAUUUAUGUGAGUCCCUGCUCGCUCCAGUUGGCCCCGCUGCUUGUUCUGGUCAAUUCUGCUCACUCAGUCUCUUCUUGCUCCUGCCCAAAUGUUUAUUUAUUAUACAUAAGUACAUGGUAGCUGUCUUCAGAUGCACUAGAAGAGGCUGUCAGAUCUCACUUUGGGUGGUUGUGAGCCACCAUGUGGUUGCUGGAAUUUGAACUCAGGACCUUCGGAAGAGCAGUCAGUGAUCUUACUCGCUGAACCAUCUCGUCAGCCCCGUAUUAAUAGUAUCUUUAGCUGAAUUAAAAUCUACUAUUUCAUAUAGACUUGAUAUACACCUGUAGUCUUAGCACUCAGGAAUCCUAUAGAGGCAAGGGUGAGGUCAACCUUGUGUAUAGACAGGUGUCAUUACACCAGCUCUCUACUGUUGGCGUAUUAGUUAUACCUCUUCUUUAAUAUUUUUUAAUUGUUGCCCUAAUUUUACAGUGUAAAUCUUUUACUGGCCUCCAGGGAAUACAGCCAUAAUUAUACAGUUGGCAAGUUCUCUACCACUGAGCUGUACUUUAUUUAUAAAGUGUCAUGAGUCUUUAAUCACAGUCUACCCUUAAAUUAUAUAUCCCUUCACUAUAAUGUAAGAACCUUAUAACAGUAUUUUCCCAAUUUUUUCCCUUCUAUUUUUUUAUGAUAGUAUUGCUAAAAAAUUUUUUCUUUAUACUACAAAUCUACAGUGCAUUUUUGCAGUUUUUUCUUCAGACUUCAUUUAUAUUCUAAAUAAGUUUAAAAUAGUUUUUUUUCCCCCACUUAAGACCAUUUGAUAGUGGUUGUUUUAUUUUGCUUAUUGAGACUACAGGCCACUGAUUGCAUCUGGCUCUCCAUUAUAUUUAUUUUAAACAGUCUGCUUGAUGUUUCUAAUAUCUGAGUCCUCUAAGUCUGGAGACGUUGAUUACUUGCCUCUAGAGAGUGGGUGGUGGUGGUGGUUGUUGUUCUUCUUCUUCGUUGUCGUCUUCUUCUUUUCCUUCUCCUUCUUCAACUUAUAAUUUGUUAGUUAGUGAUUGCCAUAGUUUGUAGGACAGAAGAAAAUUGAGGUAUAUAAUUUUUACUCUGAGAAAUGGGUAUGACCCUUUUGUGAGGUUGUUGGUAGAAGAGUGUGAGCUGAUUAUAUAGAAUUGUGUUGGGGUUUUGUUGUUGCCUUCAGUUCUCCUGGUUUUUCCUGUGCUUGUGCUUGGUUUGCUUUGCUAUGGGGAAGACUUUUUCUCAAAGUUUAUGCUCUGCUCUCAGCUUCAGCCCUUCCCAGUGUAUAGUCUGCUAUACGCAAACUUCUAGCGGGGAGCAGGGAGGGUCUCUUUGUUUUGGAUCAGCCUCAGUUUCCUUGUGUCUGUGGAAUGGAUCUUUCUGGGUUAUUCUGCCUGGCACAGAGGUUAUGCUUCUCAGUGGUUUUGACUAGAAUUUCAUGUCCCCUCCUCAGGCACAAUUUUUUGUUGUUGUUACUGUUCUUCCUUUUGGUUUUUGAGAUGGUGUACAAAUUAUAAGACAUUGUCUUAUUCUGAGGACAUGAUCCACACCCAUACUGAUUUUGCUUAUUGUUGAGUCUGUACAGACAACCCUAGAGAGUGAGGUGCUUCUCAGGUUUUCUAAAGGAAUGUGAGGUGGGGGUUAGAUUUAGAAGAAAGGUAAGGAAUUUUGUGGCCAAGCAAGCCUGGAAUUUAGCAAUAUGUCCUCAGGAGUUUACUGUAGUUAUUACACAAUUUUGCUCUUGGGUUAAUAAAGAUAGGGGUUUUAAUUACUUUGACCAAGGACAGGUUCAUCCUGAUAAUUGUGUUUGGUAUUUGAAUGUAGAAAAGGACUUUCUCCUUGGCUGAAGGAGAGAGGAGUCCUUCAUAAACUGCCUGUCCCUCAUUCAGGUGCUGAUUCUGAGAUUCUAGGCAAGAGGUCUUCUAGGGCUGUGACUGAGCGCAGCACACCCUUGCAGAACAAGCCACUGAGGGCCUUGUCAGAUGCACCAGUGCCAUGUUGUUCAUUUACAAGAAGAAUACCCAAUAACAGUCUCAACUAAGUUUUGAUGGAUUGGAGUGAUCUCUAGGGCCAGGGUUUUCUGCCUGCCUGUGUAUUGAGUUAGGUAGAAAAGGUACCCUGCAGGUCUCUGUGUACUUCACUCUUAUAUGAGUGUCCACUCCUCGCUAGUUACUGGAUUUGUUCCCAUGGAAACCUGGACUCACUUGACAGACAUGUGAAACAAAUAUGCUUCCACAUGCCUGCAUAGGGAAACCUGCAUAGCUUAGUGCCAAGAAUGAGCAGUGCUUUCUAGACUUUAAUAAGUCUAGUCUUAUUAAAGUAGAGGUAGGUGGGGUUUUCUGUAUUUCAAGAAAUUUCUCAUGUCCCAGACAAGCUUUUUAAUUUGAGCCCAGGUCCAGACUCUUGGAAGGGGAUUGGGACAAUUAAGACAAAGGUUUUGUGUGGGGUAAGAUAUGAUUUUCCCCUAAGAGCUUUUCACUCCCCUGAGAACUGACCUUGGUUCCUUUGCUCUGCGGCAUCUGAUAUAGACAUUUUCUUUUAUCUUUGCACUUCUGUCCUCCAGUCACACCCCACCCCCGGUUUUUCAAAAAAUGACAGGGUCUUACAAUGUAGUUCACACUGAUUGAACCUGAGAUCUUGCUUCAGCCUCUGAGUGCUGGAAUUACGGGUGUGUGCCAGCCUGCAUGGCUUUACAUCUUUGAUGACUAGAGUAGAUUACAUUCUUACCUCUAGAAGUUAUCCCUGUGACCUUGAAGGACUGACUCCUAGGUGGUAAUUUAUAACCCACCACAUUCCUCUUCCUAAAGGUUAGGUAGGUUCAGUGAGUCUGAUUUAUGAGCAGCACAGGAAUUGAGGAAGGGAGAAGGGUAGUCUGGGUGGAGUCAGGAGAUUUGCUUAUCUUUUGACAGAGCCUUCUUAGAUAAGGUAAUGUAGAAUCCACUUUCUUUUGGUUUGGUCCACUCUGACCCAAAGAGAGUGAGUAUGUUUGUGUGCACACACAUACCAUCUUCUCAAGAUGUUUUCCAAUGCUGGCUCUGUAACUAAGAGGACGCUAUGGCUUUUGUUAGGUGACAAGACUGGGGAUUUGGGAGAAUUGCUUUGUAGCCUCAGGUUGUAGUGAGGAGUAUGCAGAAGAGAAAAGCACAUAAAGCCAGUGGCCGGUCAGCCCCAAGUUAGGGUGCUCCUGCCUGUCCCCUUUCCCUUCUUUCUUAUAACCUUGUAAGCUCUUUUGAAUACUUGAGAAAAGAAAGUUAUUGAAUCAGCAAGCAGUAAUAUAUGGGAUAAGGUGGGUGUUGUAUAUGUGGGUAUGUUUUCAUGAAGAUCUCUGCAACAAUGUCAUACUUUUUUCUUUUUCUUUUCUCUCUCUCUCUCUCUCUCUCUCUCUCUCUCUCUGAGACAGGGUUUCUCUGCAUUGUCUUGGCUGUCCAGGAACUCUCUUCUCUCUGUAGAUGAGGCUGGCUUUAAACUCAGAGAUCUGCCUUCCUCUGCCUCCCUGAUGCUGGAAUUAAAGGCCAUACUAAGCACAGGUGUACAGGAACCAUUUACCAUGGAAGCACAGGAGCUUGGGAGCCCCACACCCACCUACCAUCUUCUCCCCAAAGCCAACCAGCACACUGUAAAAGAAGAUGCCGGCUCACCAUCUCAAGGGUCUCCAGAAACGAUGCAGCUGAAGAAGGAGAUCUCCUUGCUGAACGGGGUCAGCCUGGUGGUGGGCAACAUGAUUGGCUCAGGGAUCUUUGUCUCACCGAAGGGUGUCCUCAAGUACACUGCUUCCUAUGGGUUGUCACUUAUAGUGUGGGCCAUUGGUGGGCUCUUCUCUGUCGUGGGUGCCCUUUGCUAUGCAGAACUGGGGACCACCAUCACCAAAUCAGGGGCUAGCUAUGCUUAUAUUCUAGAGGCCUUCGGGGGCUUCAUUGCCUUUAUCCGUCUGUGGGUCUCACUUCUAAUUGUUGAGCCCACCAGUCAGGCCAUCAUCGCCAUCACCUUUGCCAACUAUAUCAUCAAGCCCUCCUUCCCCACCUGUGAUCCUCCAUAUGUGGCCUGCCGUCUCCUCGCUGCUGCCUGCGUAUGUCUGCUGACAUUUGUGAACUGUGCCUACGUCAAGUGGGGCACACGAGUACAAGACACAUUCACGUAUGCCAAGGUCCUGGCACUCAUUGCCAUCAUUAUCAUGGGCCUUGUUAAACUGUGUCAGGGACACACUGAGCACUUUCAGGACGCCUUUAAAGGUUCCUCGUGGAAUGUGGGAGACCUCUCUCUUGCCCUGUACUCUGCCCUCUUCUCUUACUCAGGUUGGGACACCCUUAAUUUUGUAACAGAAGAAAUCAAAAACCCAGAAAGGAAUUUGCCCUUGGCCAUUGGGAUUUCUAUGCCAAUUGUGACACUCAUCUACAUCCUGACCAACGUGGCCUAUUACACAGUGCUGAACAUUCAGGAUGUCCAUAAGAGUGACGCUGUGGCUGUGACAUUUGCUGACCAGACAUUCGGCAUGUUCAGUUGGACCAUCCCCAUUGCUGUUGCUCUGUCCUGCUUCGGGGGCCUAAAUGCAUCCAUCUUUGCUUCAUCAAGGUUGUUUUUCGUGGGCUCUCGUGAGGGCCACCUCCCGAACCUUCUGUCCAUGAUCCAUAUUGAGCGCUUUACACCCGUGCCUGCGUUACUGUUCAAUUGCACCAUGACACUUAUCUACCUCGUGGUGAAGGACGUCUUCCUGCUCAUCAACUACUUCAGCUUCAGCUACUGGUUCUUCGUGGGCUUGUCUGUUGUUGGACAGCUCUACCUUCGCUGGAAAGAGCCUGACUGGCCUCGACCUCUCAAGCUGAGCCUCUUUUUUCCCAUCGUGUUCUGCGUCUGCUCCUUGUUUCUGGUGGCCGUACCCCUCUUCAGUGACACCAUCAAUUCCCUCAUUGGCAUUGGGAUUGCCCUCUCUGGGGUCCCUGUCUACUUCUUGGGUGUAUACCUGCCAGAGUCCCGGAGACCACUCUUUAUUAGGAAUGUGCUGGCUACUGUCACCAGAGUCACCCAGAAGCUUUGCUUUUGCGUCUUGACUGAGCUAGAUGUAACUGAAGAGAAAAAUGUUGAGAGGAAAACUGACUAGAAGCCAGAGAUGACAUUCCCUGAAGCCCAAAAGGCUGUGGUCGCAGCCACCAAAGACCAGUUCCCUAAACCUUCUGAAUUAAAGGAGCCUCUUGGCCCACAUUCUGUAAGGGGGCUCAGGGCCAAUGCUCUCUCAUUGGUAAGCUAUGGGAAGAUACCAAUUAGGCCAGCCUGAAGAUGGGGACUUCAGUGGGAGGGGAGGUUGGGCAGGGCAUUGAUUUAGUUUUACUUCUGAUGAGUAGAUGCAGCCCUGAAGGAAUAUUAGACUGACAGCUCUGGCUCUUGAUUCACAGCUCUUUGUAGUUUAAACCAGGAGUCUACAGUGGGGCUCCUUCAUGGGAAGUUUUCCUCUGACCCUCUGACCAAGUCCAGCUACUUGAUUUUUAGAGGUCUGAAAUGCUACCAUUUCUUCCUAUGGCUCAAAAUUCUUCCUUGAGGAGAGCGUUGUGUUCCCCUUUUUGUUUGUUGGGUGGCAUGAACAGCAAGGUGCUGUGUAACUGACAUGGGAUCAAUGUGUGCCUCCUUCCUGAAUUCCACAAGAGGAACAACACUCCCUCCCUCCCCGGAACUUCAGGCUCAAGCAGACAGUGAGCUUAAUGGGAAGCAGACUGUUGAGGAUCUAGGCAUGAAAGUCCUCUAACUCGUGGAUCCGAAUGUUGCUGUGUCUUUGGGAUCUUAUUGUGUAUAGAGUGUCCCUCUCCUUGAGGAGGGGCUGCCUGUCUGACUUUGCUUAGGUCACAUUAGCAGUAUGGUCAGGAUUCUCAGGCAAGGAGGUGAGCUUCUGGCUUUUCAAGGAAUUCGACUGGGCCACUUGAUUGUGCCCUUCCUAGCUGAAUCCAUGGUGCUGUGGAGCCCUUGAAACAAGGGCUGAGAGAAAAACCUCACUACUCCAGCUGAGUGGAGCGUCUCUACUACCUGGACAAGCCACAACUGUCACCAAAUUUCAACUCCUGUAUGUCAUUAUUUAUUGAUAUUUAAUCCAGGAUACCAGUUGUAACAAACCAUUAGUGAUCAUUUCUCUAUAGGAUGCAAUAAGUGAAUUGUGUUUUUAUCUUAGCUGGCCUGGUUGCACACAUCUGUAAUCUGAACUUGGUAUGGUGAGGCAUAAGGAGUUUGAAUUUGAGGCUAAUUUAGGCUACAUAAUUUCCAGGUAGCCACUCUGGAAAGAUCAGACAAGAUCUUGUCUCACAAUAUACCUGUUAUACUUUAAUAUACAGAUAAGUCACAUGUUAUUAUCAUCUGGCUCAGAUCCAGCAAGGACAGAUGAGCAACUUCAUGAGUCAUAAUACUGCUAUUUUGAAGGACAAUCCUUUGUUUUAUUAAGACUGUAGAUCUUUGUUCUACUUGACAUAAAAUAAAUCUUUGGAUUUUUGGUAUGAACUGCAAGAGGCCUGGAAUGUUCUACAUAAGGUGUUAUGCAAAAUUCAGGUAGAUAACCUGAUUUAUCAGUUGUCACUGGACUCCUGGAUUCAAGUCAAAUAGUUUGUUAUCUUUAAGAGCCUGUGCAAGAUUGGCUAUGUAUGGACUCACAAAAGCCCACUCUGCUGGAAGUGGUCACUAAUUUUCUGAAAGCACCAAGCUUUGUUUACAUGCUUGGGUCAUGGGACAGUAUACCCGCUUGCCUUCUCUUGUCCAAGGGCUGGGCAGGUGAGAUUGAAGUCUCAGAAAAUGCUUGGUACUUGUGCAUCUGUCUUCUCCCUAUGAAGAUCGAUGAAGACUGUGGGAGAAAACAGCUUCCACCCCAGCCUCGCUCCUGGUAAACGGUAGAAACUAAUUCUGGUGAUCGGACUAGGCUGCCAGUUAAAGCCAAAGCAAUAGGCGUGAAUCUCUGUGAGCAGUGUGUCUACACAAGAUUGUAGAACUCUUUUGAUGCCCUUAGACAUUGCCACCUUGGACACAGAAGAACCUGCUAUGCUGUCUUGGCAUCCUUCAAGGACAUUUCAAGUUUUAGAAUUUGUGAACAAUACAGAUAGUAACUAUGUGGCAGUCUCCCAGUACCAAACUGGCUCUAGACUCACAGGAGUAACCUUAGAUAUAUGCUUGCUCAAUAAAGACUUAGGGGAGUCUAAUCACA